Neopsephotus bourkii (Bourke's parrot) is the source of this 424-nucleotide messenger RNA. RefSeq names its product Rac family small GTPase 2 (gene RAC2). The transcript is spliced from 4 exons. The annotation marks the transcript as partial. Gene Ontology annotation, molecular function: GTPase activity; GTP binding. NCBI's taxonomy places the organism in Eukaryota, Metazoa, Chordata, Aves, Psittaciformes, Psittacidae. The record is from RefSeq and is a predicted model, not a curated record. Gene Ontology annotation, biological process: small GTPase-mediated signal transduction.
CUCUUCCACUUCCUCCCUCCCUCCAACCUGCCGCUCACUGCAGCACAACGGCCGAGACUCAGAUCUGCCCAUCUCUCCCCGCUGUUUGCCUUGGCCUGACUUCCCUUUGCCCCAGGUGCCGACCUCUGCCACGGGUCCAGAGACAUGCAAGCUAUCAAGUGUGUGGUGGUGGGAGACGGAGCUGUAGGCAAAACCUGUCUCCUCAUCAGCUACACCACCAAUGCCUUCCCAGGAGAAUACAUCCCUACUGUGUUUGAUAACUAUUCCGCCAACGUGAUGGUUGACAGCAAGCCUGUAAAUCUGGGGCUAUGGGAUACUGCUGGACAAGAGGAUUAUGACAGGCUGAGGCCGCUGUCUUACCCGCAGACGGAUGUCUUCCUGAUCUGCUUCUCUCUUGUCAGCCCAGCAUCUUAUGAAAACGUUC